Molecule: messenger RNA, 2799 nt
Organism: Dichomitus squalens LYAD-421 SS1
Lineage: Eukaryota; Fungi; Basidiomycota; Agaricomycetes; Polyporales; Polyporaceae
Product: STE3-domain-containing protein
Exons: 4
Coding region: 822-2597 (591 amino acids)
Biological process (GO): G protein-coupled receptor signaling pathway
Cellular component (GO): membrane
Molecular function (GO): mating-type factor pheromone receptor activity
Source: RefSeq, a predicted model, not a curated record
CCCAGCUAUACCACACCGAGGGCAUUGCCCGACUCUGGUCCACUGCUGGAAGCACCUGCACACAGCGGGCACCUGCGCGGGAAGCAUUCCAUGCAGAAUAUUAUGUGUCCUGUAGCUCUGAAAGCCACGUAGCAUGAGGCAGGGCACACUUCGCGCAGUCACGACGAGCUUGUCCCCCGACUGGGAGGUGGCCGGAGCGCUGGGUUGAGGGGCUCGGUAGGGGGCCUGGGGGAAACGCGACGCUGGUUUUUACAUCAGCGCUCUGUCAAGAUUCCACAAUGUGCAAGAUUGUCCAACCGAACGGAUAGCGCUCUGCAAUAGCCUAGCUUGCCGGACGCGACGAUAUUUUUCAAAGGGAUUGCCUUUCUUGGUCGUUGCAAGCGUUCAUCCGCUUUGGGUCUUCUACUUAUGUCUACCUCGUUAUCAGCAAGCCUCUGUGCGCCACGGCCUCUGAAAGCACACUAGAAGACCGGCAAUGCUGGUUGGCGUGCUUUCGAGCGGCUGGGGCGCGGUGGUUCUUGUUGUGCUGGGAUUGUACAACCUUGUACUCUCCUCGAGCACUCCGGCCCUCGAGGAAUGCAGGCGAGGUUUCUCUUUCGGUGAUAAUGAAACCUUCGUAGUCUCGAGGACACUCUGCGCAACUUUGCUACCCAAGAUUAUACCCCGUCCCUGAUCUCCGAGCAACGCUCGACGCCUGGAGCCCGACCCUCCCGCUGUCCUUCCCCUCCUUACACCAAACACCAUCGCCAGCUUCUGCGAUACCUGAGCUGGCUCUGGGCGCAUUAUAGACGCAUUCACGACAGAAGGACGAGAACGCGAAAAUGCGCGCAGAGCUUCCCGUCGUCUCUUUCCUCUGCUUAGGUCUCCUCGUCCUCUUGUCGCCUGUCUGGCUUCACACCCGUAAUGCAGCCGUGAUCUCGCUUGCAGCAUGGCUGUUCUGCUGUAACGUCAUUCACGGAAUCAACGCGCUGCUAUGGGCCGGAAGCGUCGCUAUACGCUCGCCGGUAUGGUGUGACGUAGUGACAAGAGUUCUCUUAGCAUCCCAACUAGCUCUUCCAGGCUGCGCUCUGGCAUUGGCUCGAAGGCUAAGACGAUGUGCGAUUGGCCAGGAGGUGUCGCAGAAAGCUCACACGUUCAUGCAAGAUCUUACGUUCAGCCUAAUACUCCCUGUUCUUUACAUCAUCCUUCACGUCAUCGUCCAAUCACAUCGUUUCGACAUCGUCGAAGACUUCGGCUGCUUCGCGUCUAUCGAUACAUCUACAGUCUCCAUAAUCGUCAUCUGGAUCCCUCCUCUCGCCAUCUGUAUUACUACUGUUGGGUUCGCUUUCCUCGCCGUCCGUGGCCGCUUAGACAGCGGCCUGGUGGUUUUCAGUCACAUGUCAGACUCCCCGCAUCUAAAUAUCUUCGCUUUCCUGAGACCACUCAUUACUUCCCUUUCUGUGUCCUUGAUCUCAUUCUCCAUCACUAUCUUCUCCAUAUACGCACGAGUCACCGCAAUUGACGGGAUCGAGAAGUGGACGAUCGACACUUGGAGCGUGGUGCACGCACACGUCACCGAGGUGUCUAUCGUCUCUCCGACAGACCGUAUUGACCUUGUCAGGACCGAGGUCGAGUGGUGGAUGAUCCCGGCCUGUUCCUUCGUCUUCAUCCUGAUCACCCUGACCGGCCUCGCACAUCCCCCAGGAAGCGACUCCUGGCGCGGGUACAAGGUCCUCGCCCACUGGUUCCGCUUCACGGUCCUACGCCAACGGCUACCCGACCGCCUCCCGCUCUCCUCCAAGGACUUCCGCCCCCAGGCUCUUCGCAGCGAACCGUCUUCGCCCAGUCUCAUCGCAGAAGUCAAAUCACAGCAGGGGGACACAUGGCGUCCCUCUCAACCUACGAAGGUCAAGCUGACCCCGCUCACGAUUCCAGAGAGGCCGGCAUCCACCUUUGAGCUGUCGACCUCCCCUGACGAUCCCUUCGUCAAGUCGACGCUCGACUACGUCGGGUCUCCGACUGGCCGCGAAGCCCUCGCGCUCCCGCACAUGAGCAUUCCUGUUCCUCCCGCUCCUCGUCCUUCGGUCCAGCGGAAGGCUGUCCCGCCCUCCUCACACGACGUACCGCGGUCUGUCUCAUCGUCGCCCCAAAGACGUACGUCAUCGCCACAGAAGGCGUCCCGCCGGGAGUCGCUCCUGGCAGGCCCCUGGCCGCGCCCGCCCUCAACGGUCGUACUCCCCGAUUCGCCCCGCACACCGUCUCCGAAGUCGAGCAGCGCGAUGAUUGCUAUCCAGCCCCCUUCUCCUGCAUCGAGUGCUCACGACCACGCUGCCUCGCCCAAGCGGCCGCCGAGCGUCAUGUCCGCGACGCCGAGCUUCGCGUCCUCGACGAUGACGUAUGGCUCGUUUUUUGACGAUUCUGACACGAACGACACGCCGUUCCAGGAGCACCUGGCGGACCUCGCGCUGCACCCUGAGCUCGCUGUCCCGAGGCAUUUGCAAAGGGUGCGGAGCAGGGACAAGCUUCCGCGGAGCUUCGGUCCGGGCUCGAGGAGGCGGAACGGCUCGGACGGGUUAUCUGGCGGGAUCUAUAUGACGGUGGUGAAGGAGACCGUCUAAGUCAUUGCAAGGCUCGGUAUUCAUUUCCCUGAUUUGUGCGUUUAUUCUCCGACAGGUCGAUCCACUCAUCUCUUCGUGUUCUGUCGUUCCUUGCGAGCGCCGCCUUAUUCAUAACAAGGACAUUUUGUGCGACUGUAGCACAUUCUCGCUUCGUACACUCCUGUAUCUAUCUCCGGCAAUCUGUAGCAUAUAUAUACUUGUC